UACAUAUAUACACACCACCUCCUGAGGUGAGGGGCACGGCACCUCAAACCUUCUCCACAACCGCCGUAAUCCCCGCCCUCCCACGGCAUAAUUUUCGCCGGAAAAACAACCCCAGCUGGCCAUACUCCGGCGAUCCUGUUUAACAUCCAAAACAAUCAAAAUUGAACCCACCUUCGUCUCUUCAACCGCACAAAUCAACAUGCACAACGAUCAUCAAGGCGAAGAGGAAAAAGUUGCAGAGAAAGACAUGAAGCUGAAGAUUAUUAGAAAGAAGAAGAUGAAGAAGAAGAACGAAAGCAGCAAUGGUAAGAAUUCGUUUGAGAAAAAAUUGAUGAAGUUUAAAGACUUGCCUGAUUACAUGAAAGACAACGAAUACAUUUUGGAUUAUUAUCGGUGUGAAUGGCCAUUGAAAGACGUCUUCUUCAGCUUAUUUUCUUGGCACAACGAAACCCUGAAUAUCUGGACGCAUUUGCUGGGGUUUUUGAUAUUUGCAGUGUUAAUAGUGAUGAGCUCCAUGGAGAAGAUGGAGAUAGAAGUUUUGAUCUUUUCCAGGGCAAGGGAGGUCUCAGGAUCGUUGAUGGGACCGAUGAUGAAGAAAGGGGAGACGCUCAACGUUUCUGAUCAAAAUCAGAUGAUGAUUCCGGGUUCACAUAUGAGGCACAUUUCAGAAGAACCAGGUUGGCAGGUUCCUGGAGGAGAAAUGUUUCAAGCAAUUCCCAAAUGGCCCUGGUUUAUUUUUUUAUCAGGAGCAAUGGGCUGCUUCGUUUGCAGCUCCCUCUCCCAUCUCCUUGCUUGCCACUCUCUGUGCUUCAACUUCUUCUUUUGGCGCCUCGACUACGCAGGCAUCUCCCUUAUGAUCGUCUGUUCCUUCUUCGCUCCCAUCUAUUACUCCUUCUACUGCAAUCCUUACGCAAAACUUGUCUACCUUACUUCCAUAACCGUGCUCGGUAUCCUUGCUGUCAUCACUCUCCUUGCGCCCGUUUUAUCAAGUCCUCGUUUUCGCUCCUUCCGGGCUGCCCUGUUUGUCACCAUGGGAUUCUCAGGAGUGAUACCAGCAACUCAUGCAGUUCUUCUUCAUUGGGGUCAUCCACACAUAUACAUGGCCCUUGGAUUUGAGCUCGCCAUGGCUCUUUUAUACUCUGCAGGAGCCAGUUUUUAUGUCAGUAGAAUACCGGAGAAAUGGAAGCCUGGAGCAUUUGAUGUUGCAGGACACAGCCAUCAGAUUUUCCAUGUGUUUGUUGUUUUGGGAGCUCUUGCUCACAGUGCUGCCAUAAUAUUCAUUCUGGAUUUUCGCCGGGGAUCUCCGGUCUGUGUGUGAUAGCCAUUAUAGAAACUUACAGAGAGAUUGACAAUGAAUCAAUUAGGGCAUUUUUGAUCUGUUGUUUCCACUUUGUUUGGGUUGGAUUUUACAAGUACAAACACACUACAUUCAGUUUUAUUCAAAAAGCAAAGCACUUCGGUUCAUAAAU
Molecule: messenger RNA, 1469 nt
Organism: Mangifera indica (mango)
Lineage: Eukaryota; Viridiplantae; Streptophyta; Magnoliopsida; Sapindales; Anacardiaceae
Product: heptahelical transmembrane protein 2
Exons: 4
Coding region: 200-1318 (372 amino acids)
Biological process (GO): response to hormone
Cellular component (GO): membrane
Molecular function (GO): signaling receptor activity
Source: RefSeq, a predicted model, not a curated record